CCAACCUCCCCUUUAGCUCCGAGUCGGAAACUCGAGCCCGACUCCAAGAUGGUGGCCGGAUGUGCCGUUUUCCAAUUUAUUUCGUGCUUGAUAUUGUGGACAAAAGUUUGUUCGCUCUCAAGAGGCCCCUAAAGGGGCUCAUUGUGCCCAUUCUGAGAGUUUCAUGGUGUGGGCAGCGCCAGGGUUGGGAUAAAACCGCCACUCCCGGAUGCCCAGCACAAACAUGGCCGCCGUAGCAUCAGCAGAGGCUGCCAGACGUCCGGCGCGGGUGCGCGCAUCGCGCAGGCGCACUUCUGCUCGUCCCGGGACGGCAACAGCUACGGCGCUGGCGGCGGCGGCGCGGGGCAUGGUCCCCGGAUCCGAGGGCCCGUCUCGGGCCGGGGGCCUGGUGGCCGACGUGGUGUUUGUGAUCGAGGGAACAGCAAACCUGGGGCCGUACUUCGAGGGACUCCGCAAGCAUUACCUGCUGCCCGCCAUAGAGUACUUCAAUGGGGGACCACCCGCAGAGACGGACUUCGGUGGAGACUAUGGUGGAACCCAGUAUAGCCUUGUGGUGUUCAACACAGUGGACUGCGCACCAGAGUCCUACGUACAGUGUCACGCUCCUACCAGCAGCGCCUAUGAGUUCGUCAGCUGGCUCGAUGGCAUCAAGUUCAUGGGCGGUGGGGGUGAGAGCUGCAGCCUCAUUGCGGAAGGCCUGAGCACUGCCCUGCAGCUGUUUGAUGAUUUCAAGAAGAUGCGUGAACAGAUUGGCCAGACACACCGGGUGUGUCUCCUCAUCUGCAAUUCGCCGCCAUACCUGCUGCCUGCUGUGGAGAGCACCACGUACUCAGGCUGUACAACCGAGAGCCUGGUGCAGAAGAUAGGGGAGCGUGGUAUCCACUUCUCCAUUGUUUCUCCAAGAAAGCUGCCAGCCCUUCGGCUCCUGUUUGAGAAGGCAGCUCCUCCUGCCCUGCUGGAGCCGUUGCAGGCACCAGCAGAUGUGAGCCAGGACCCGAGGCACAUGGUGCUCGUGCGUGGGCUCGUCCUGCCUGUUGGUGGCAGCUCAGCUCCAGGCCCUCUGCAGCCCAAGCAACCAGUUCCUCUGCCGCCAGCUCCAUCCUCGGCCGCCACACUCUCAGCAGCGCCCCCACAGGCUCUGCCCCCUGUCCCACCACAGUACCAGGUCCCCGGGAACCUCAGUGCUGCUCAGGUGGCUGCACAGAACGCCGUGGAGGCUGCCAAGAACCAGAAGGCCGGGCUGGGCCCCCGCUUCUCACCCAUCAACCCUCUCCAGCAAGCAGCUUCAGGAGUGGGCCCCCCCUUCAGCCAAGCCCCAGCACCCUCGUUGGCUCCUGGGCCUCCUGGAGCCCCGAAGCCACCUCCUGCUUCCCAGCCUAGCCUAGUCUCCACUGUGGCCCCUGGACCAGGCCUGGCACCCACAGCGCAGUCUGGGGCUCCAUCUAUGCAGGCAGGCGCUGUAGCCCCAGGGGGGGUCAGUGGUCCUUCACCAGCCCAGCUUGGGGCUCCUGCACUUGGUGGGCAGCAGUCAGUGUCCAACAAGCUCCUGGCCUGGAGCGGGGUCCUCGAGUGGCAAGAGAAACCAAAGCCUGCAUCUGUGGAUGCCAACACCAAGCUGACGAGGUCUCUGCCUUGCCAGGUCUAUGUGAACCAUGGAGAAAACCUGAAGACUGAGCAGUGGCCCCAGAAGUUAAUCAUGCAGCUCAUCCCUCAGCAACUGCUGACCACCCUGGGCCCGCUGUUCCGGAACUCAAGAAUGGUUCAGUUCCACUUCACCAACAAGGACCUGGAGUCCCUCAAAGGCCUCUACCGCAUCAUGGGCAACGGCUUUGCGGGCUGCGUGCACUUCCCACAUACAGCCCCGUGCGAGGUGCGCGUGCUGAUGCUCUUGUACUCGUCCAAGAAGAAGAUCUUCAUGGGCCUCAUCCCCUACGACCAGAGCGGCUUUGUCAACGGCAUCCGCCAGGUCAUCACCAACCACAAGCAGGUCCAGCAGCAGAAGCUGGAGCAGCAGCGAGGGGUGGGGGCACAGCAGGCGCCUCCAGGCCUGGGCCCCAUUCUGGAGGACCAAGCGAGGCCCCCGCAGAGUCUACUCCAGCUCCGUGCACCACAGCCCCAGCCUCAGGGUGCUGUGGGGGCCUCUGUGGCUACAGGGCAGCCCCAGCCCCAAGGAACGACCCAGGCCCCGACAGGGGCACCCCAGGGUCCUCCAGGAGCAGCCCCCGGCCCACCUCCUUCUGGACCCAUCCUUCGGCCCCAGAACCCUGGGGCCAACCCCCAGUUGCGGAGCCUCCUUCUUAACCCACCACCGCCGCCCCAGACUGGGGUACCCCCACCCCAGGCCUCCCUCCACCAUCUGCAGCCUCCAGGGGCCCCUGCACUGCUGCCACCACAUCAGAGCCUGGGGCAGCCCCAGCUGGGGCCGCAACUCCUGCACCCUCCACCUGCCCAGUCUUGGCCCACACAGCUUCCGCAGCGGGCUCCACUGCCAGUGGCCAAACGAAAGAAGGAAGGAGAGGGCCGCGUGUUCCGGGAAAAGUGGGAGCGAGACUAUUUCUUUGUGGAAGUGAAGAGCAUGCCUACGUGCUUAAUAUGCAAAAAAAACGUGUCAGUGCUGAAAGAGUACAACCUGAAGCGUCACUAUGAGUCCCAGCACAGUAAGAGCUACGACCAGUACACAGCACAGAGCCGCGACCUGCUCCUGCAGGAGCUGAAAAGGGCCCUCGGAGCCAGCCAGGCUUUGGAGAGCCAGGAGUAGGAGCCGUGGAGUGGUGUGGGAAGAGCUCCCGUGUCCUGACCAGAGCUCCAUCCUCAAGGCUGUCUGUCCUGUGAGUCUGACCAGCGUCUGCAGGCUGAGGCACACAGGAGUCAGAGGCCUCAUGGGGUCCAGUUGCCAGACCCACAGCUGUGGCCUUUUGAUGGCUGUGCAGAAACUCUGACCACAUGGCUAGCUUUAUUUAUUUGUGGUGGCGGUUAUCUCCAUGCAGCUGAAGAAGUCUGAGGCGGCACCAGGCCAGCCCCUCACUUUGAAGUGGCUCGCUCUUGUGUAUGCACACACAUCAGAAUUCAUAAGCACAACUACAGCCCUGUAAUGGUGAUCGGGCCCUCCAUCAGAGGGGGCCAUCCCGUACCUCGAUCCCAAGUGGCACUGUUUGUCAAGGACCCAGGUCAGGUCCGAGCCUCAAUCACCAGGAAUUCAGAUGCACCACGACGCCUUGACUCUGGCCUUCCUGUGCUUGAACUGAGCCAACCAUCUGAGACCAGGAAGUGCAGGAAAUCCAAAUUGUCGCGCUUGGUUCAUCUCAAAGUGUGCAGAGCCAUGCCCUGGUUCCCUGGAGGUCAGUUAGAAACUUGUGGUUGAGGUUCCCACCCUCUGAACACUGAAUCUCUCUCAGCAGGGAUAUUCACAAACAGCUCCUGAAUGUAUGACUGUGGUGUGGUCCUGGCAGACGGAUGCCACUGCCCUGGAACAGUGGAACUGCUAACCCUUGCUGCAGCUGGUUUCUGGAAAUGAGGUGGCCAGAACCAGUCACCCACACUGUGAGACCCAAGACCAAGCCCCCCGAGGGCCGUACUCUACUUGAACCUGAGCUAACGCUGGCUAGCUCGCUCUUCCUGAUUGUGUGAACGCAGACCACAGUGCAAGCUGCCGUGCAUCAGGGUGCUUGCAAUUCUGCAAUAUGGCGAGGUUCCUCCACCUCUGCCCAGCAGUGUCCCAAGUGUCCGGCUGCCCACACUUGUGACAGUCACUGUUUUCGUUACAGACCUAAAUAAAAACUCCAUUUUAAGGAUCAAGGUUCAAUUCUCAUCUGCCCAUCUCUGUCCCAUGCAAGACCUAGCAUUGACAUCUGGGUGUAGAAGGGCAGGUGUUAACCUUCCAGCCUCUACUCAAAGGCACAAGAGAAUUACAAGAGAGAAAUUUUAAUAACUAAAUAUUUCUAUUUUUCAAUUUGUAUUUUUUCAAUUUUGAAUUUAAAGUAUGGACUCUAGUAUCAUACGUGUUUGUGUUGUGUUCCAUGCGUUCACCAUAGCUCAGUAAAGAUCCAAUUUGAUUAUC
Peromyscus eremicus (cactus mouse) is the source of this 4057-nucleotide messenger RNA. It is a transcript of the gene Med25, whose product is annotated as mediator complex subunit 25. The record is from RefSeq and is a predicted model, not a curated record. The transcript has 18 exons. Gene Ontology annotation, cellular component: transcription regulator complex; mediator complex. The coding region runs from base 209 to 2758 and encodes 849 amino acids. Lineage: Eukaryota; Metazoa; Chordata; Mammalia; Rodentia; Cricetidae. Gene Ontology annotation, biological process: positive regulation of transcription by RNA polymerase II.